Molecule: messenger RNA, 921 nt
Organism: Colletotrichum godetiae
Lineage: Eukaryota; Fungi; Ascomycota; Sordariomycetes; Glomerellales; Glomerellaceae
Exons: 2
Coding region: 318-806 (162 amino acids)
Source: RefSeq, a predicted model, not a curated record
GGGUGUGCAAGACUCGGGGUGGGGAACCCAGCUUCGGACAAUUUGCGUCGUCCGUGAUUCCUCCGAUCUCACAUCGGGGGCUAGCACCGCCGAUGUUUGCGGGACUCGUUCUUCUACAUAUAAGAGAACAGAUGACGCCGAGGAGUCAAAUACAUCUCAUCCUAGAAUAGAACCAUAGAGACAAACUUUACAGACGAAACCGUAAUCCAUUGCCUCAUUUCAGCCGACCCGAUCUCGAGUUCUGCCUUCGCAAGAUAGUCACUGUCGUCACCCCUACCACACCAACUGCUGCCCUAAUAAGAGCCAUCGAGACCGACAUGUCGCAACUCGGGCUGGCCAACACCAUCGCCACUGCCACCGGCAUCUUAGGGUGCGCGUGGUGGGCAGGCGCGGCGGCAUCGUUGUCCAUGUUCAGCAUCCCCGCCAUUAUUCAAACCAGCGCCGAGCCAGGUCAUGCACUGAAGCUGUGGCAACACAUAUUUUUGAACGGCGCGUCGAUCGGCCCAAAAGUAGCGCUCGCCAUUACGCUCUCGCUGGCCUACUCGGCAUACGAUCGCUACGAUCAGGGUCUCGCAUGGAAGCCGUUUGUUGCCGCUGGAGCUUUGAGUCUCGCCAUCGUGCCCUAUACCAUCAUCUUCAUGUCGUCAACAAACAAUGCGCUCAUGGCCGGCGCACGGGGCACCGCAACGCUGGGUCUGUCCGAGACCACGGAGUUGUUAAAGAGGUGGCAGGCACUCAACGCCGUAAGAAGCAUCAUUUCUCUGGCGGGCGCCGCUAUCGGGUUGUGGUAUACCGCUUUCCAAUGAGCGUGAGAUGGUUUGAUUCCUAUCCAAGACAUGUCGAUCGUUUCUGCAUAGACAGGGAGCCGAGGCGACGGAACGGCGACAGAACGGCGACAGAUUCAUGUAAGAUAAAGAUAGC